This is a messenger RNA of Melozone crissalis (California towhee), 2631 nucleotides long. It is a transcript of the gene TRIM71, whose product is annotated as tripartite motif containing 71. Bases 1 to 2631 code for a protein of 876 amino acids. Gene Ontology annotation, molecular function: zinc ion binding; protein binding; ubiquitin protein ligase activity. The record is from RefSeq and is a predicted model, not a curated record. Gene Ontology annotation, biological process: proteasome-mediated ubiquitin-dependent protein catabolic process; protein polyubiquitination. The transcript is spliced from 4 exons. NCBI's taxonomy places the organism in Eukaryota, Metazoa, Chordata, Aves, Passeriformes, Passerellidae.
AUGGCUUCGUUUCCCGAGUCCGACUUCCAGAUCUGCCCGCUGUGCAAGGAGAUGUGCGGCUCGCCGGCUCCCCUCUCGUCCAACUCCUCCACCUCCUCGUCCUCCUCGCAGACCUCCAGUUCCUCCGGGGGCGGCGGCGGCUCCUCCUGCGGGGGCCCGCCGCGGCGGCUCCACGUCCUGCCCUGCCUGCACGCCUUCUGCCGCCAGUGCCUGGAGGCGCAGCGGCACCCCGGCGCGGGGGACGCGCUCAAGCUGCGCUGCCCCAUCUGCGACCAGAAGGUGGUGAUCUCGGAGCCCUCGGGCAUGGACGCGCUGCCCUCCUCCAACUUCCUCCUCAGCAACCUGCUGGACGUCGUCGUCGUGGCGGCCGCCGCCGACGAGCAGAAGAACGGCCGCGCCGCCGGGACCGGCCCCGCCGCGGGCUCGGGCGGCGGCGGCGGCAACAACCGGCACCACGGCCGCCCGCCGCCGGGGCCGCCCCGCGCCGCCGGCUCCUCGCCCGCCGCCGCCGCCUCGGCCGCGUCCUCCUCGACGUCGUCGUCGUCCUCCUCCUCGGGCGGCGGCGGCUCGGCGGCGCUCCUGCUGCGGCGGCCCCACAGCCGGCAGGGCGAGCCCCGCUGCAGCUCCUGCGACGAGGGCAACGCCGCCAGCUCCCGCUGCCUCGACUGCCAGGAGCACCUGUGCGACAACUGCGUGCGGGCGCACCAGCGCGUCCGCCUCACCAAGGACCACUUCAUCGAGCGCUUCGCCGCCGGCCCCGCCGCCGCCGGCCCCGCCGCGCCGCUCGCCCUCAGCCCGCCCUACCCCGCCUCGCCGUACAACAUCCUCUCUGUCUUCCCCGACCGGGCCAGCUACUGCCAGCACCACGACGACGAGGUACUGCAUUUCUACUGUGAUACCUGUUCUGUCCCCAUAUGUCGGGAAUGUACCAUGGGACGACAUGUGGGUCACAGCUUUAUCUACCUCCAAGACGCCCUACAGGACUCCAGGACUCUCACCAUUCAGCUCCUGGCAGAUGCUCAGCAAGGACGACAGGCUAUUCAACUGAGUAUUGAGCAGGCCCAGGCUGUGGCAGAGCAAGUCGAGAUGAAAGCGAAGGUGGUACAGUCUGAAGUCAAGGUAGUGACCACUAGACACAAGAAGGCCUUGGAAGAGCGAGAGUGUGAGCUGCUCUGGAAGGUGGAAAAGAUUCGCCAAGUCAAGGCCAAGUCCCUCUACCUGCAAGUUGAAAAGUUACGUCAGAACCUGAACAAGCUGGAUAACACCAUUAGUGCUGUUCAGCAGGUCCUGGAGGAGGGUCGCACCAUGGACAUUCUCCUGGCUCGGGACCGCAUGCUGGCUCAGGUGCAGGAGCUGAAGAACGUCAGAGGCCUUCUCCAGCCACAGGAGGACGACAGGAUCAUGUUCACCCCCCCUGACCAGGCAUUGUAUAUGGCCAUCAAAUCCAUGGGCUUUGUCAGCAGCGGGGCCUUCGCUCCCCUGACCAAAGCCACGGGGGAAGGUCUCAAGCGCGCUCUGCAGGGCAAGGUGGCCUCGUUCACCGUGAUCGGCUACGACCACGACGGGGAGCCUCGCCUCUCGGGGGGCGACAUGAUCUCUGCCGUGGUCAUGGGCCCCGAUGGAAACCUGUUCGGGGCCGACGUCAGCGAUCAGCAGAACGGGACCUACCUGGUCAGCUACCGUCCCCAGCUGGAGGGAGAGCACCUGGUGUCGGUGAUGAUGUGCAACCAACACAUCGAGAACAGCCCCUUCAAAGUGAUGGUGAAGUCCGGGCGCAGCUACAUCGGCAUCGGGCUGCCGGGGCUGUCCUUCGGCAGCGAGGGAGACAGCGACGGCAAGCUCUGCCGCCCCUGGGGGGUCAGCGUCGACAAGGAGGGCUUCAUCAUCGUCGCCGACCGCAGCAACAACCGCAUCCAGGUGUUCAAGCCGUGCGGGACCUUCCAUCACAAGUUUGGCACGCUGGGCUCCCGGCCGGGCCAGUUCGAUCGCCCCGCCGGCGUGGCCUGCGACGUUUCGCGCAGGAUCGUCGUGGCCGACAAGGACAAUCAUCGCAUCCAGAUCUUCACGUUCGAGGGGCAGUUCAUUCUGAAGUUCGGGGAGAAAGGAACGAAGAACGGGCAGUUCAAUUACCCGUGGGACGUGGCCGUCAACGGGGAGGGCAAGAUCCUGGUCUCUGACACGAGGAACCACCGCGUGCAGCUGUUCGGGCCCGACGGCGCGUUCCUCAACAAGUACGGCUUCGAAGGGGUACUCUGGAAGCACUUUGAUUCCCCCAGAGGCGUGACGUUCAAUCACGAGGGCCACUUGGUAGUGACGGACUUCAACAACCAUCGCCUCUUGGUCAUCCACCCGGACUGCCAGUCGGCGCGCUUCCUGGGCUCCGAGGGCACCGGCAACGGGCAGUUCCUGCGCCCGCAGGGUGUGGCGGUGGAUCAGGAAGGGCGCAUCAUCGUGGCCGACUCCAGGAACCACCGGGUGCAGAUAUUCGAGUCCAAUGGUAGCUUUUUAUGCAAGUUUGGCACUCAGGGAAGCGGCUUUGGUCAGAUGGACCGUCCUUCAGGUAUAGCUGUCACCCCUGAUGGCAUGAUUGUGGUGGUCGACUUUGGAAACAAUCGAAUUCUCGUCUUCUAA